GAAUAUAAUCUAGAAUUGGCUCGAGUUGCGUACAAGAAAAGAACAAUUUAUUUGGUUUGUCUUCGUAUGACUUCAUCAUUCUAAGAUGCUCAACAAUCAAAACACCGUGCUACGACUGAAUCACAUGUGAGAAUUCAAUUCCAGAAUGGAACAAACAAGAAAGCAGUUUCGCAUCCAGUAUUUCAACAACUUUGCUGCUUAUAUUAUAGCCUGCAUUCUAAUCCCAGCCAGUGUUAACUUGUCGGGGUAAUGAAUGUGUUGUUUUCCAAUAUGUUCUUAUUUUCGUUGAUAGGAAUUUGCGUGGCAUUGUACUACACAAUCCAAUUCAUCGCUUUCUACCUCUUGGAUUCGGAUAUUGAACUGUUCAUACUAUCGAAACUAGGCAAACCUAUUGAUACCCUUCGAGGCAAGGUAGUAUGGAUCACCGGGGCAUCGAGUGGAAUUGGACGCGAUCUCGCUAUCAUCCUAGCGAAACAUGGCGUUCGGUUAUGUGUCUCGUCUCGCAAACUGUCCGAGUUGAUGAAAGUUAAGCAGGAGUGUUUGGAUGCAUCCCGUGGUUAUCUACAUGCCAACGAUGUGUUUGUGCUACAAAUGGAUAUGCUGGAUAUUGAACAUCAUGGCAAAUAUUUCAAACAAGUUAUCGAUCAUUUCAAAACACUAGAUAUCCUCGUAAAUAAUGCGGGCCGUUCCCAGCGGGCUGAAUGGCACACUAUUCAACUGAAAGUGGACCGAGAGCUGUUCGAGCUGGAUGUUUUUGCCGUUGUUAAUUUGUCGCGGAUUGCGUUAAAUUACUUUCUCAAGAACUCUGUCCAAGGUCAAAUCGGUGUGACGAGCAGCAUCACAGGACUAGUUGGUUUCCCGAACUCUGCCACCUACACCGCUGCCAAGCAUGCCCUUCAUGGAUAUUUCGAAACACUUCAAAAUGAAGGAUUUUGUGUCGAUGUCACCAUAUUUUGUCCCGGACCGACAGCAACUAACUUUUUGCAGGAAUGUUUUACCAAUAAACCAGGAGAAAAAAUAAAUCAACGAACCAAUCCAGGCGACAGGCGCAUGACAAGUGAACGAUGUGCCCAUCUGUAUGCAAUCGCCCUCGCCAAUAAAACCUAUCUCAGUUGGGCCGGAAGAUGUCCAAUGAAUUUCAUAUAUUACAUUGGUUGUUACUAUCCAAACGUGAAACGAUUGUUGAUCAAAACUUUUGGUAUAGCAAACUUAGACAAACUACGGAACGGACAACCACUUGGUUCCAAUUGAAACAGGAAACGGAACUUUUUCUGUUCCGAAACACACAUUAUACUCAACACAAACUAUGUUACCCAUCGAUCGAAGAUAAUCACGAUAUUCCAGUAUAAACCGCUACAUGAUCCAUCAAAUCACGAACAAAGUUUUCGGGUUGUUUUGAACCUCGAUUGGCAACAGAAAAUUUUAAAAUAUCGAAGUGGUGAUUGUAUAAAAGUAGCCGACUAUAACAGUUAUUUAGCUGAUAGGGCCAGGGUCAAUUUCACUACGAGAGAUUCAAUUCAUCGAUUGCUAAUCUUCCUCGACACUAUGGGACAUGAGACAUAAUCUGUUGCAUGAGAGACAAUUUCCCGAUAUACAGUGAACAGCAUAAGGAGCCAUCCAUAUUUCUCCAGGUUUUCAAUUAAAAUACGAUACUUUUAAGCAAUAAUAUAUUUCCUAUGUAUUCUAA
Messenger RNA from Toxorhynchites rutilus septentrionalis, 1687 nucleotides. RefSeq names its product dehydrogenase/reductase SDR family member 7-like. Lineage: Eukaryota; Metazoa; Arthropoda; Insecta; Diptera; Culicidae. The coding region runs from base 250 to 1251 and encodes 333 amino acids. The transcript has 6 exons. Gene Ontology annotation, molecular function: oxidoreductase activity. The record is from RefSeq and is a predicted model, not a curated record.